AUGGACAAAGAGACUGAGGCAACGGUAAAGGAGUUUGAGGGUGUGUUAGAUGAGCUAACAUUUAACUCGAGGCCCAUAAUUACCACGCUGACGCGAAUGGCAGAGGAGAAUAUAUCAUGUGCACAGUAUUUUGUAGAUGCGGUUGAAGCCAGGAUUGAGAAGUGGAAACCUAGUCAGAAGUUAUUUGCAUUUUACGUUAUGGACUCUAUCUGCAAGAAUGCUGGGAGUCCCUACACCAUAUAUUUCAGCAGAAAUUUGCCUAACCUAUACCGGAAAGCUUACUUACUUGUCGACAAUCAAGUCCGGACGAAGCUAAUAAGGAUGUUCAAGACAUGGGUUGAGCCCAACCAGUCAACUGGUGGUUCCACUUUUCUAUUUGAGAAGACUGCUUUGGAUAAGAUAGAACAGUUUUUGAUUAAGGCUAGUGCUUUACACCAAAAGAAUUUGGAGUCACAAUUGCCAAAACCAACUGUACCGUUACUGUUGAAGGAAAUAGACAAGCUAGCAUAUAUUACAAAUGAAAGGCUCAAGGAUCAGCCUAACGAUGACAAGUUACAGAAGAAAAUAAUGGUUUUGCAGCAAUUAAAGAAAGAACUGCAAAGAGAAAGGAUGGCUAGCAGUGCAUUGAAGCAAGUGCAAAUGCAAUUACGGAAUAUUUUUGCUCAAGAUUACCAAAAAUUACAGGAUAAGCUUCGUUAUCAACAGCAGCAACAGCAACAGCAGCAACAGCAGGAACAAUUCCUUGAACAGCAACCAACCAAAACUGGUGAUGCACAAUCAAGUAGGUCGACUCCAGAUAUGCUCAGUGGCUCUGCAAUUCCAUUAUUCGGAGAUCAAAAUGGGUCAACAUUAUUUGGUGAAUCGACUCCAAUGUUCUCUACCCCAGAUUUUGUAGAAAUUGAUAACAACAAAAAUCAUCAACUUAAUAAAUUGAAAUCUCUGUUCAAUGAGUUAGAUUCUGUUGGGCUUCUAUACAAGCCAAAGAAUGAAUCUAUAGUGACUCUUUAUAAUAAGCUUAAUGGUAUAACUGGGGAUAAUGAGGUUGAUUUGAAAUUGAAAGAAUACAACCAACUCAAACAAGUACCUACCGUAUCCGUCCUGCAGGGUAUAAUUAAUGAUUGUAAGGCUUACUUCGCUACAGCAAAUAUCGACAUAUUAAAUUCACCAAAUCUACAAUUAAAUCAAGGGAAUCUACUUAACCAUAACUCUACAGUAGAUGUGAGGCUAGUUAACUUAUUAUAUCGCUCAAAGCCAAACAAGUGUCUUACCUGUGGUAAAAGAUUUGGUAACUCCAUGGAGGAUAAGAAGGCUGAAGCGGAUCACUUAGAUUGGCACUUUAGAAUCAACAAGAGAAUAAAAGGUUCAAGAUUAGUGAAUAAUCCAUUUACGUCUAGCAAUGUCUCUUCGACUCAGAAGAACAUUCAAUCAAGGACUUGGUUCCUGAAUGACAGUGAUUGGGUUAAAUUUAACGAUGAUGAAAUCGUUUCAACUACCAGAGACAUUGAUCAACGUCAUAACAAGGAAAAGAACAAAAGUUCCGAGGAUGCAUAUAGUAAAAUUGCUAGUGAAUCACUAGCAAAGAGCGAAUCUACAGAUUUCAUUGAUGUGAACGACCUAAGGAAAAAAUAUGUUGUUGUUCCAGAGUCAUCGGAUGACAUGAGCUUUCAAUGUCCAAUUUGUAAAGAGACCGUUUCCAGUGUUUUUGAUGAGGAUAGUGGUGAAUGGAUUUGGAGAAAUACCAUAUCAGUAGAUAGUAAAUUUUUUCAUGCAACAUGUUAUUUUGAAGCAGCACAGUCGAGAGACAGUUUGGCUGGUGUAACAGCAGACUUACAAAAAUUAAAGCAAUUACUGAAAAACUAA
This is a messenger RNA of Nakaseomyces glabratus, 1860 nucleotides long. It is a transcript of the gene PCF11, whose product is annotated as Pcf11p. Gene Ontology annotation, cellular component: mRNA cleavage factor complex; cytoplasm. The record is from RefSeq and is a predicted model, not a curated record. NCBI's taxonomy places the organism in Eukaryota, Fungi, Ascomycota, Saccharomycetes, Saccharomycetales, Saccharomycetaceae. Gene Ontology annotation, biological process: termination of RNA polymerase II transcription. Gene Ontology annotation, molecular function: mRNA binding; RNA polymerase II complex binding.